Phycomyces blakesleeanus NRRL 1555(-) is the source of this 1101-nucleotide messenger RNA. RefSeq lists its product as hypothetical. The annotation marks the transcript as partial. Gene Ontology annotation, cellular component: cytoplasm. Gene Ontology annotation, biological process: ergosterol biosynthetic process; isoprenoid biosynthetic process. Gene Ontology annotation, molecular function: ATP binding; mevalonate kinase activity. The record is from RefSeq and is a predicted model, not a curated record. Lineage: Eukaryota; Fungi; Mucoromycota; Mucoromycetes; Mucorales; Phycomycetaceae. The transcript has 6 exons.
GCACCAGGAAAGGUCAUCUUGUUUGGUGAACAUGCUGUUGUCUACCAAAAGACAGCCGUAGCUGCUUCAUUGGGACUUAGAUCAUAUCUUUACCUUGAGCAGCGUCAAGAUGGACAAUGCCAUUUGUUGUUACCUGAUGUUGGUAUUAACAAAACUUGGGCAAUCAAAGACAUUCCCAUGGGUCAGGCUCACAUUGACAUUGGUUUGUUUUGUUUUACACAUCCAAUGUCAAUGCCUGAGGAACUUAAAUCUCGUUUAGUUACCCUGAUGGGAUCCGUAACUAAUGCAUCACAAGAGAGUGCUAUAAUGGCAUUCCUGUACCUCUUGGUCAUCCUCGGCCCUACCCAAACUACUGGAUUCACCUUGUGCAUGCGCUCGUUUGUGCCUGUAGGAGCAGGACUCGGAAGCUCAGCCAGUUACUCGGUUGUACUUGCAACUUCGCUUUUGAUUUUAUUUGGUCACCUACCAUAUGAUUUUGCAACUUCGACAAACAAAGAAGUUUAUUUAAAUAAGAUUAACGAGUAUGCAUUUAAAGCCGAACAAGUUAUUCACGGUAAUCCAAGUGGUGUGGAUAAUGCAGUAGCUACAUUUGGUGGAGCAAAAUCUUUUAUAAAGGGGAAAGGAUUCUCCACACUUGAAGGUUUUACCUCCCUCCGUCUUUUGCUCACCAACACCCGAGUCCCUCGUUCUACCAGUGCAUUAGUAGCCGGUGUAGGUGCCAAGAGAGCACGUUAUCCUGAAGUGAUUGAUCCGAUCCUGGACUCUAUUGACAAAGUGUCAUUACGCUGCAGAGAUGCACUGAAAAAAUGUGAAAAUCAAGAAUUGACACGGGGUCAAUUAGUCGAAGAAUUGGAGGAUCUUAUGGAUAUUAACCAUUGCUUAUUACAUGCUCUUGGCGUGAGCCACACUAGUCUUGAGACAGUUAGAAGCAUAACCGCUAAACAUGGACUCAAGACAAAACUGACAGGUGCCGGAGGAGGAGGAUGUGCAGUAACAGUACUCAGAGAGGAUACCCAGCAAAGUACUAUUGACACUGUAGUGAAGAGUUUGGGAACCCAGGGAUAUGACUGUUACCAAACAUUGGUUGGUGGUGUAGGCGCC